AUGCUCGACUUGACAUGCGUCGUGGUUGGCGACGGACACAUCUUCUCGGCCCAAAUUGAUGCCGACGAGACCGUCCAUGACGUCAAGAUCGCGUUCACGAACGAGUUCAUACAUGGGUGCCAAGCCGAUGCCGUGGAGCUGUACCGUGUGGAGGGUGCGACGCACGGAGCGGGCACACAGGUUGUGUUCAACGGGACUCCGGUGGACGCAUCAACGUGCACUUUGGCGACCUUUGGCGGAUCUACCACGCAAAUGGUCGAUGGAUCCAAGGUUUCCAGCUAUUUCGACGAGGCCAAUGCGCACGACGCUCAAGGGGUUCACAUUCUGGUGGUCGCCCCGGGCGCUGUGGUUCAACCUGGAGCGCUCAAAGUGCGCCGCACGACGCCCAGUUCCUCGCGACAAGAACGUUGGGAUACAUUGAACGCGAUCCUCGAAGACAAGCUCGGGAUGACUGGAGUGGGUGUGGUGGCAUUCUCCAGUGUCAAGUGGUUGGAUGUCAAAGAUGUGUUUGAACCAACGCCGUACACGCAACCCAGCAUCGAACUGCCACCAGAAAAUCUCGACUUUCUAGCCCGGUAUCUCAAGAUGGCAUCGACGUGCUUGGGGCCAAUCAGUGAGGGCAACGAAGCGCAGCGAGUGCACCUAAUUGCACCGAUCCUGUUCUGCGUCUGCUCCCUCUUCGACGGCGAUGUGCGGAUCACAACAGAAAAGAAGAUGCAUGGCCGAGAUGUCAAGGCUCAGGGGCGUUUUGAGUUUGUUCUCCGCGGUGGGAAGAAGAAGAACGUCUGCAUUGUCGAGGCCAAGUCGACCGACUUGUGGCAAGGGAUGGCGCAAGCUCUGCUCGGAUGCGAAGUCCAGGCUGAAGUUUGCAACCUCCACGAAGUGUUUGGCAUUGUCACCAACUAUACCCGAUGGUGGUUUCUUCGAAGCCUGGACGACAAGAUCGAAAAGGAAACGUGCAGCCUGGUCAUCGAAGGCAAUGUACCCACGUCAGCUUCCCUUCGCACCAUUACUGGCAAGAUUUAUGCCUUGUUGUCGGAAGAUUGA
Messenger RNA from Aphanomyces astaci, 1047 nucleotides. RefSeq lists its product as hypothetical. The transcript has a single exon. The record is from RefSeq and is a predicted model, not a curated record. Lineage: Eukaryota; Oomycota; Saprolegniomycetes; Saprolegniales; Verrucalvaceae. Bases 1 to 1047 code for a protein of 348 amino acids.